Odontomachus brunneus is the source of this 4382-nucleotide messenger RNA. RefSeq lists its product as uncharacterized. Gene Ontology annotation, biological process: DNA integration. Lineage: Eukaryota; Metazoa; Arthropoda; Insecta; Hymenoptera; Formicidae. Gene Ontology annotation, molecular function: zinc ion binding; nucleic acid binding. The transcript has 13 exons. The coding region runs from base 18 to 4382 and encodes 1454 amino acids. The record is from RefSeq and is a predicted model, not a curated record.
GGAGGGCGAUAGGGGGAAUGAUGAUGGGAAUAAGGAAGGGUAUAGAAGUGGUUGAAGAGGAGGAAAUGAGGGAGAUGGAGGGAAUGAUGAUGAGGGUGAUAAGGGUAGGAGGUGAGAAAUGGAGAAUAGUGGGGGUGUACGUUAGCGGAAACAUGAAGGAGAUAUGGGAGAGGGUUGGGGGAUGGGAGGCGGAUGGAAGGAAGGGGAUAAGAACGAUUGUUGGAGGAGAUUUCAAUGCGAGGACGGGGGAGUUAGGGGGUUGGAUAGAAUGGAGGGAAGUGAGGGGGGAGGAGGGGGGUAGGAGGUCGAGAGACAGGAAGGUGAACAGGGAGGGGAGGGAGUUGUUGAGAAGAUUGGAGGAAGAGGGGUGUGGUGGCGUAUGGGGUGGAGAUUUGGGGAUGGGAGGAGAGGGAAGCGGUGGAGAGAAUGCAGGAGAGGAGAGGUAUCUAAGAUGGAAGUUAGGGGUCAGCAGAAUGGUGCCAGGGUAUAUGAUUAGGGAGGAGUUGCAAAGGGUAAAGCUGAGGAUAAGGGCGGGAAGAAGAGCGUGGAGGAUGGAAGAGAGGUUAGCGGGUGGUAAGGGAACUAAACCGCAGACGUCGUAUAAGACGCGAAAAGGGCCGAGGAAAGCGGCCGAGCGAACCGUCGAUGAGAUGAAAAUCACCGAAUUAAAAGAUGCAUUGCGCGCGCUCAAUCUGUGGACUACGGGUAAUAAGACUCAAUUGAAGAUGAGAUUACAGAGCGCUCAUGACCGGAAACGCCUUGCCGGCAUAGAAGCGGACUGCAAUGCCGGCGACGACGAGGAAGUUACGAGCGACGAGGAGGUUACGAGCGACGAGGAAGUGACGAGCGACGAGGAAGCAACAGACGACGGAGCGGCGAGUGAUGAGGAGGAUCGAAGCGAACAAGAAAGACGAAUCGCCCUAGGGAAACAAGGCGUGCAGAAGAAGAGGUCCACCAACAGGAAGCGGCAGAGUGACCGCGACGAAUCGGACGCCACGGAGGAGCAGCGCCAGCCAGUGAAACAUGCCCCCAUCGAGCGGAUAGACGAGGUACGAAAUCGGACUAGUCCCCAACAGCGCAGCUUCACGAUCCAGGACGUAGAGGGCAGUCUGUCGUACUUUUCGGGCGAUGAUAAGUUACCCAUCGACAAUUGGAUCGCCGAGUUUGAAAACAUGGGCACUUUGCUCGAAUGGAGCGACCUGCAAAAGUUAGUGUACAGCAAGCGCAUGUUGAGAGGAUCGGCAAAGCAAUUCCUGUCCUUUGAAAAAGGCAUUACCUCAUGGAGUGUCCUGAAACACCGACUAAGGAGAGAAUUUAAGGUUAAGUUAAAUAGCGCCACGGUGCAUAACGGGAUACAAGAUGACGAGUGCAACAAGACGAUGCUGUAUGGCGCCGGGACAUUACGUGAAUUGAAGAAAUGUCUCGAAGUAUACGAUCACAUUAAGGAAAAGACACAGCAAAAGAAGACGACCACGAAGAAAGACCGCGUUAGAGACAACGCAAGGGACAAUUUUAAAAAUACGCGAACAAAGUCGGACAAUACGCAGCCCAAGAAGCACUGCUUCAAUUGUGGUUCCAUCGAACAUGAUGUCAAAAGUUGUACCAACGCCGACAAGGGACCUAAGUGCUUCAAAUGCAACAAUUACAGGCAUGUCGCAUCUAAAUACCCCCAAGUGAGACAGCCAGAGACGCAGGUGUCUACGGUGAACUGCGUAAGUAGCGUCGACGACAAAUUUAUCCUUGUUGACAUUGCAGGGCUGAAAUGUCGUACUCUAGUCGAUACGGGAAGAAACACGGUCACGAGACCAAGCGAUACUUUCUUCCUGAAGAUGUCGAUCGAGGGCGACGCCUACGUAGUCGAAGUAUACGUAGUUCUUACGGAAGCCACGGUCGUAGAACUAAUCCUGGGGCGUAAUUUCCUCAAAGAAGUCGAAGUUACCAUACGGAAGGGGCGUAUAAACGUUAAGAGAUCGGCGGCCAAGGGAAGCGCCGUCGGGGUUCAAGAAGUGUCAGUUGUCGACGGAAGUCAAUCGGACGGGACGCUGUUCGAGGAUUUGGCAGUUAUGGACUGCACCGCCAUCGAUGAAAUCGAAGUCACCUUACAGAACCUUAGAGAAGCCGAACUCGCCUUGAAGGAGAGAGACAUUUUGAACGAUCAAAUACGUGAGUGGUUGGACGAGGACAUUAUUAGACCAAGUAAGAACGAAUACGCUAGUCCCGCGGUUAUCGUGCGUAAAAAGGACGGUUCGAGUCGAGUGUGCGUAGACUACCGAUUAUUAAAUAGAAAAAUUAUUCGUGAUAAGUACCCGAUGCUGUUAGUAGAAGAUAAGAUAGACGCGCUUGUGAACUUUCGAGUGUUUUCAGUAAUAGAUCUAAGGAACGGAUUUUUCCACGUGCCGGUGGAAGAAGGAAGCCGAAAGUAUACUGCUUUUGUCACGCCGAGUGGCCAAUAUGAGUUCACGAAGACACCUUUUGGACUAUGCAACAGUCCGACUAGCUUUUUGAGAUUCAUCAAUGAAGUAUUCCAACCUCUAAUUCAAAAGGCGAUAGUUUUUACAUAUAUGGACGAUUUAAUUAUUCCAGGCCUCGAUGAAGAAGAUGUGUUUCGAAAUCUAGCAGAGACUUUAGCCGUCGCAGCGGCCAACGGUCUUAGUAUCAAUUGGAAAAAAAUACCUUCACCGAUCAAAAUUCGGGCCGUUCAGAAUUUUCCCGAGCCGAAAUCGCUGAGACAGCUACAGAGUUUCUUAGGACUCACGGGAUAUUUCCGGAAGUUUGAUAAAGACUAUUCGAAAAUAGCGUACCCAUUGUAUGAGAUGAAGGAGGGGCACCACUUCAGUUUCGGGGCGACUGAAUGUUUAGCGUUUAAUAGGUUAAAGGACGUGUUGUCGAAAGAUCCAGUUCUCAGAAUAUUUGACCCAUCGGCAAUUACGGAGCUACAUACAGAUGCCAAGUCCGAAAAGAAAUGGUGCUCCUACGAACUCGAGAUCUUGGCGAUAAUCCGAGCGGUACAAAAGUUUCGCGUUUACUUGUUCGGCAUCAGAUUUAAGAUCGUGACCGAUUGUCAAGCGUUCCAGAGGACGCUGCGUAAGGAUAAUCUACCACCUAAGAUCGCCAAAUGGGCGCUAGCCCUCGAAGAGUUCGAAUAUGAAAUCGAACAUCGCGCCGAGGAGCGUAUGAGGCACGUAGACGCGCUCAGCAGAUUCCCCGUCAUGAUGGUCGAAGAUACGGUUUUAGCGAUGAUCCGAAGCGAACAGGAUAAGGAAGAACGACUACGCGUCAUUAAACAUUUAUUGGUUAAGAAACCGUAUGAAGACUACGUGAUAGAAAAUGGAGUAUUAAUGAAAAAAAUGGAUAACAAGGUCGUUGUCGUUCUACCUUCAAACGUGCACCACGACAUUAUCCGGAAAGCACACGAAAACGGGCAUUUUGGUGUUAAAAAGGUAGUAGAGAUUAUCCAAAGCGAGUAUUAUAUUCCGCAAUUGAAAGAAAAGGUGGAAGAUUUUAUCGAAUGCUGUAUUCCGUGUAUAUUGAUUGAGAAAAAGAAAGGCAAACAAGAGGGCGAGUUGAAGCCGAUCUCUAAAGGCGACACACCUUUAAGUACGUACCACCUCGAUCAUUUAGGGCCCAUGAUCAGCACCUCGAAGUCAUACAAGUAUCUAUUGGUGAUGGUGGACGGGUUUUCGAAAUUCGUGUGGAUCUACUCCACUAAGACUACGAACGCUAAGGAGGUGAUAGAUAAGUUAUUUAAGAUGCAGCCGGUUUUCGGUAGCCCGCAACGCGUCAUAACCGAUAAGGGAGCAGCGUUUACAUCCUCUAGUUUUAGGGACUAUUGUACCGAAGAAAAUAUUGAACACAUCUCCAUAACUACCGGUAUGCCACGCGGUAAUGGCCAAGUAGAGCGCAUCAAUAGGAUCAUUAUCGCUGUAUUAACGAAAAUGUCUUUAGAUAACCCCAGUCAGUGGUACCGACAGGUAGCCAAGCUGCAACUAUGUAUCAAUAGCACUUAUCAGAGAAGCGUGGGUAUGAGCCCAUUUGAAGCCCUCUUCGGUAACGACCGCUAUGAGGUAACUAAAAUCGGUGGAGACGAAGGGCCGGAGAUUACAACAUCAGCCGCCGACUAUAUGAAGCUCUAUGCCAAAUAUCCUUACGGGGACCGAAGGGAAAGCAGGGAUGGCCGAAUCUAUCACUACGAGUUUUAUUAUCACUACGAGUAUCAUUUCUGUGAUUAUUAUCAUUAUCACCUCGACGAGUAUCAUCUCAAGAAUCAGAAUCGAAAGAAGCAACUAUCUCAGGAGAUCCAGAACCAUCCAUUUCUCUCCUCGUACACAAUAACAUGGGACGUCGAUCUUACCAGCAACGGAGUGAUCUACGCGAGGCUCUAG